Hermetia illucens (black soldier fly) is the source of this 559-nucleotide messenger RNA. It is a transcript of the gene Pburs, whose product is annotated as partner of bursicon. The transcript has 2 exons. Gene Ontology annotation, molecular function: G protein-coupled receptor binding; neuropeptide hormone activity. NCBI's taxonomy places the organism in Eukaryota, Metazoa, Arthropoda, Insecta, Diptera, Stratiomyidae. Gene Ontology annotation, biological process: G protein-coupled receptor signaling pathway. The record is from RefSeq and is a predicted model, not a curated record. Gene Ontology annotation, cellular component: extracellular region; bursicon neuropeptide hormone complex. Bases 88 to 516 code for a protein of 142 amino acids.
UUCAAAUUUCCAACUGAAAAGUUCAAUACAAAGGAUAAGUCCGGAAAAAAUUUUAAAUUGCGAUAACGAAAAAAGUUGCUUCGUAAAAUGUCUCAAAGGAUACUUGGCUAUAGCUUUUUGAUUUGCGUUGGAUUGGUUCUCAUCGCGAGGGCUCAGAAUCCUCAAUUCAAAGGAGAGGAAAGCUGUGAAACUCUUACGUCGGAUAUUCACCUAAUCAAGGAGGAAUACGAUGAGCUGGGCAGGCUUCAAAGGACAUGUAGUGCUGAUGUGACUGUCAAUAAGUGCGAGGGGUUGUGUAAUAGUCAAGUGCAACCUUCUGUUAUCACUCCAACUGGAUUUUUGAAGGAAUGCUACUGUUGCCGCGAGAGCUAUCUGAAGGAGCGUUUAGUGACUCUGACACACUGUUACGACCCCGAUGGAAGUCGGUUGAUGGCAGCCGAAACUGCUACAAUGGAUAUUCGAAUUAGGGAACCUACUGAAUGCAAGUGUUACAAGUGCGGUGACUUCUCAAGAUAAACUGAAAUGUACAAUGGAAACUGUUUGUGGAAUAAAUGUUUGA